UUUCCAGUGUGAAGACCAAUUCGUUUUAUUUUCCCCAGUUUUCCGCGUGUGUUUCGUAGUUUUGUGAUUCGGAUAGUACUUGAAUCUGUGUUUUUUUUUUCUGUGUGCCUUGCCCAAAAGACCAUCUUUCCGUUUUAAUUAAAAGCAACAUUUAUAAAAUCUAUCUUUAAUCGGUGAACUGCAGAAGCCACCCUCGAGAUGAGUCCGCCACAACUUCUCAGCAAAGACACGCCCGACAUUGAGGAUCUGCUGGCUCUGAACCCGCGAGUCAAGACCCAGUGCACGGUGGUGCCCACGAAGCAGACCAAGGAGAACAAGAAGCACUGGAAACGGAACGCCGACCAUGCCGCCCCGCCUUGCACGACGCUGGCCAACGACUUCUCGGACAUCAAGCACACCACCCUGUCGGAGCGAGCGGCCCUAGAGGAGGCUGGGCGGUGCCUGAAGUGCGCCGACGCCCCGUGCCAGAAGUCCUGCCCGACGCAGCUCGACAUCAAGAGCUUCAUCACCUCAAUCGCCAACAAGAACUUCUACGGGGCCGCCAAGGCGAUCUUCUCGGACAACCCCCUGGGCCUGACCUGCGGCAUGGUGUGCCCCACCAGCGAUCUCUGCGUGGGCGGCUGCAAUCUGCAGGCCUCGGAGGCGGGCCCCAUCAACAUCGGCGGCCUGCAACAGUUCGCAACCGAGGUGUUCAAGCAGAUGGGCGUCCACCAGCGGCGCACGCCCCAGGCGGAGGCCAAUCCGCUCGGCCAGAAGAUCGCCCUCCUCGGUGGCGGCCCCGCCGGGCUCUCGUGUGCCACCUUCCUGGCCCGACUGGGCUACCGGGACGUAACCAUCUUUGAGCAGAGGAGCUACCUGGGUGGCCUAAGUGCCUCCGAGAUUCCACAGUACCGACUGCCGAUCGCGGCCGUGGACUUUGAGAUCUCGCUGGUGAAGGAUCUGGGCGUGCGCAUCGAGACGGGACGUUCCCUGUCCACCAAGGACUUGACCAUUCAGGGUCUCCUGUCAAAAGGAUAUGAUGCUGUCUUUGUGGGAAUUGGCCUGCCAGAACCGAAGCUGAACCCGAUCUUCAAGGGGCUCAGUGCCAGCAACGGGUUCUACACCUCCAAGAACUUCCUGCCCUUGGUGUCCGAAGGCUCUAAGCCAGGACUGUGCGCCUGCAAGGCGGCAGCCGGCCUGCCCAAGCUUCACGGGAAUGUGAUAGUCCUGGGUGCCGGCGACACAGCCUUUGACUGCGCCACCUCGGCAUUGAGGUGUGGUGCGCGACGCGUUUUUGUCGCCUUCCGGAAGGGAUCCUCUGGAAUUCGGGCGGUGCCCGAGGAGGUGGAGCUGGCCCGCGACGAGCGCUGCGAGCUGCUCCCAUAUCUGAGUCCCCGCAAGGUGAUCGUCAAAGACGGCUUGAUUACUGCCAUGGAGUUCUGCCGCACCGAGCAGGACGAUAAGGAUGCGUGGGUGGAGGAUGAGGAGCAGGUGGUGCGACUGAAAGCGAACUUUGUCAUCUCGGCCUUCGGUUCGGGACUGGAGGAUUCUGACGUGAAGGCGGCAUUGAGUCCACUGGAGUUCCGCGGGGAGCUGCCCGUGGUGGACCGUGUGACGAUGCAGAGCAGCCUGAAGCAGGUGUUUCUGGGCGGAGACCUGGCAGGCGUUGCCAACACCACCGUGGAGUCGGUCAACGACGGCAAGGUGGCCGCCUGGAGCAUUCACUGCCAGCUGCAGGGCCUCCCCCUGGACACUCCGGCGGCGCUGCCGCUCUUCUACACGGACAUCGAUGAGGUGGACAUCUCGGUGGAUCUCUGCGGCAUCCGGUUUGAGAAUCCCUUCGGCCUGGCCUCGGCCCCGCCCACCACUAGCACAGCCAUGAUCCGGCGCGCCUUCGAGCAGGGUUGGGGCUUCGUGGUGACCAAGACCUUCGGUCUGGACAAGGAUCUGGUGACCAAUGUCUCGCCCCGCAUCGUACGGGGCACAACCUCCGGCUACAAGUACGGCCCGCAGCAGGGUUGCUUCCUCAACAUCGAGCUCAUCUCGGAGAAACGAGCGGAGUACUGGCUGCGCGGCAUCGCCGAGCUCAAGAAGGACUUCCCCGAGAAGGUGAUCAUCGCCAGCAUCAUGUGCAGCUUCAACGAGGCUGACUGGACAGAGCUUGCAAAACGGGCGGCCGAGUCCGGAGCUGACGCUCUCGAGCUGAACCUUUCCUGUCCGCACGGCAUGGGGGAGCGUGGAAUGGGCCUGGCCUGUGGCCAGGACCCGGAGCUCGUGGAGCAGAUCUCCCGCUGGGUGCGCCGGGCCGUCACCCUGCCCUUCUUCAUCAAGCUGACGCCCAACAUAACCGACAUCGUUUCCAUCGCUGAGGCCGCGAAGCGCGGCGGAGCGGACGGCGGAUCAGCCAUCAACACCGUGCAGGGCCUAAUGAGCCUUAAGGCGGACGCCACCGCCUGGCCGGCCAUCGGCAAGGAACAGCGCACCACUUACGGCGGCGUAUCCGGUAACGCCACUCGGCCCAUGGCCCUUAAGGCGAUCUCGGACAUCGCCAGACGGGUGCCUGGCUUCCCCAUCCUCGGCAUCGGCGGCAUAGACUCCGGCGAGGUGGCGCUUCAGUUCAUUCAGGCCGGCGCUACGGUGCUGCAAAUCUGCUCCUCGGUCCAGAACCAGGACUUCACCGUCAUCGAGGAUUACUGCACCAGUCUCCGUGCACUGCUCUUCCUCAAGGCCAAUCCACCGCCGACGAAUGGCGCCUUCUGGGACGGCCAGUCGCCACCCACUCCGGUCCACCAGAAGGGCAAGCCGGUGGUGCGCCUGACCGGGUCGGGCAACACCACCCUGGGAUUCUUCGGGCCCUACCAGCGCCAACGCGACCUUCAGCUGGAAGAGGUGCGUCGUGAGAAGGGCCCUUUCUGGGACGCUGAGACGGGCGCUGUCCAGGACACGCCAGUCCUGGAGAAUGGCAGCGCACCGAAACCGGCGCCCCGAAUCAAGGAUGUCGUUGGAGCGGCGCUGGAGAGGAUCGGGCCUUACAACAAACUGGAUAAUAAGCAGCAAAAGGUGGCGCUGAUCAAUGAUGACAUGUGCAUCAACUGCGGCAAGUGCUACAUGACGUGUGCCGACUCCGGCUACCAGGCCAUCGAGUUCGACAAGGAUACCCACAUUCCCCAUGUCAACGACGACUGCACCGGCUGCACCCUUUGCGUCUCCGUCUGCCCCAUCAUUGACUGCAUCAGCAUGGUGCCAAAGAAGAUUCCCCAUGUCAUCAAGCGGGGCUUGGAAGGGAAGACCUUCUACACCCACGCCUUGAGCCAGUGCCAGUAGACCUAAUCCUGCCCAGACCCAGCCUAGUUGUAUCCCUAACUGAUAUUACAUUCCAUAUUAAAAUCAAAUCAAAAAUAAAGUCAAAUACUGAUGAGCAAAAA
Molecule: messenger RNA, 3404 nt
Organism: Drosophila bipectinata
Lineage: Eukaryota; Metazoa; Arthropoda; Insecta; Diptera; Drosophilidae
Gene: su(r)
Product: dihydropyrimidine dehydrogenase su(r)
Biological process (GO): uracil catabolic process; 'de novo' pyrimidine nucleobase biosynthetic process; thymine catabolic process
Cellular component (GO): cytoplasm; cytosol
Molecular function (GO): uracil binding; NADP binding; dihydropyrimidine dehydrogenase (NADP+) activity
Source: RefSeq, a predicted model, not a curated record